AUGUUUUUUAAUACAAGCGAUAUCCAGUACAAUCCAGUUAUUAGCCGAGAAAUUUGGCCGUCAGAUAAUUACGAGAUGGAAAUGAAAGGCUUUACUGGUGGUAAUAAUCAGAACGUGAGCAACAAGGAUAUUGGUGUCUUUGUGGUGUAUUUCCAGGAGUUAAGCUAUACGAGCAUUGUCGAAUCGCCGGCUUAUGAGAUUCAGGAAUUUAUUUCUGACAUCGGUGGCAUAUUAGGUCUUUACGUUGGAUUCUCCAUAUUGACGAUUGUGGAAUAUUUUGAACUGGCGUUGGAUGUUUUGAAGAUUGGUGGCCAUAUGGCUCAAGCUUCAAGUAAGAAUGUCAUCACGAAUUGGAAGAAGGCGAAGAAAAGAAAGCUUAAUCCCAGCGUCUCCUCCUCCAGAACUGCAGGAAAUAAAAACAAAAAUGAAAUGACAUCAUUGACUUUGAUAUGGAAUGAAUUCUACAAAACAACUUCAUCCCACGGAAUUCCUCAUAUUGGAAAAGCUAAAAGUAAAAAAUAUUUUGAGAAACCAGUGGAAACGUUAGUGAAGUUCGACUACAACCACAAUUUGAUGAUGCCCUUCCCAGCUGUUACGUUAUGCAACAACAAUCCCAUUAAGAAAAGUGUAGCUAUCAAGUACCUGGAUUAUAAAAACUUGAUGAAGAACUUCAGUGAAACUAUGGAAAGCGUAAAAUGCCAAAGAAAUAAAUUUUCUGUCCCUCAUAGAGGAAAGGAUUCAAAAACAGGAAACUGCACAACUACGUGUGACCAAAAACCUCGAUGUGGAUUAUUUUUCCUCAAUCUUUUCCUGGAAAAGCAUUAUGAAAAAAUGGAUUUUCUUCCAAAGAGUGGAGGACAUGAAAUAGAGAAUAUUGUACAGGACUGUUCAUUUAACGGAGUCAGCUGUCGACAUAGAAAAGAUUUUGAUCAUUUUGUGGACAUUCGACACGGCAACUGUUACAUCUUCAACUCAGCGAUGAACGGAAAAAAAUUCAAAAAUGCUCAAAGAUCUGGACCUCUCUACGGUCUAUCGAUAACAUUUAAUGUGGAUCAGAAUGAAUACAUUGGAAAGAUAUCUCAGUCAGCCGGAUUGAGGGUAGUGGUUCAUGAUCCCAAACGAAUGCCCUAUCCUGAAGAUGAAGGCAUCCUGGUCUCUCCAAACACUCUCACUCAUAUUGGCGUUAACGCGAUUUUCAGAGAGAAACUGGGCGAUCCGUAUGGUGACUGCUAUGAAGAUGGCGUCGAACUUGACAGAAGAUCUCAUUAUCAAACCCUCUAUGGACUGAAUUACGACGAAAAGGGAUGUUUCCGUACGUGCAUGAGCAAAAUUAUUUACGACAAAUGCCAAUGUAAUGACAUGAAGUUUUCGAAAGAUUUGUUUCCCAAUGGAACCAAGCUCUGUUCGGUUACCGACGAUAGUACAAAUCACUGCAUUGAAGAAAUUUUGAGAAGUUUUGAAAAUGAGACCUUUAAGUGUGAUCCUGCAUGUACAUCCGCCUGCAAGUUAACGCACUCUACCGUAUUUUUUUUUUAG
Molecule: messenger RNA, 1536 nt
Organism: Helobdella robusta
Lineage: Eukaryota; Metazoa; Annelida; Clitellata; Rhynchobdellida; Glossiphoniidae
Exons: 12
Coding region: 1-1536 (511 amino acids)
Biological process (GO): sodium ion transmembrane transport
Cellular component (GO): membrane
Molecular function (GO): ligand-gated sodium channel activity
Source: RefSeq, a predicted model, not a curated record